AUGGCGGCCGUGGUGGCGGCAGUGGAGGCGGGGGUGGUGGCGGUGGCGAGCGGGCGGAGCAGCAAGCUGGUGCGGGGCCUGUACUGGCGCCUGCGCGCGGCGGUCCGGCGGCUGCAGUCGGAGCGGCGCAGGUGGCGCGGCGGCGGCGCCAGGCGGGAGCGCUUCAGCAGCUUCCACUACGACGCGCUCAGCUACGCCCUCAACUUCGACGACGGCCGCCGCGCCGCCGACUUCGUCCUAGUCUAGUAUGAUGCGCGUCGCGCUCGUUAGCUAGGCCUAGGUGGUGCUCGAUUUGGUGGUGGCUGGUUCGUGUGGGGAAUCUUAUUGUAGUUAGUGAUCGGCGUUCUGUGUGCUUCUUUAAUGCUUUAAUUAAUUAGGAGCUGCAAAAUUUUUUGGAAGAAAAGAGCCCCCUGUAGCUGUAGUGGCUCUGUGCGCUUCCAUGCGCUCUCUUGCUAAUGUAGACACCACGAU
Molecule: messenger RNA, 471 nt
Organism: Lolium rigidum
Lineage: Eukaryota; Viridiplantae; Streptophyta; Magnoliopsida; Poales; Poaceae
Exons: 1
Coding region: 1-246 (81 amino acids)
Source: RefSeq, a predicted model, not a curated record